This is a messenger RNA of Effrenium voratum, 2607 nucleotides long. The record is from the annotation of a GenBank genome assembly. Lineage: Eukaryota; Dinophyceae; Suessiales; Symbiodiniaceae.
AUGCUCACCAUCGAGAACAUCGAGGUCACCUAUCACCACACGCUGCAGGCCCUGCGGGGCCUGUCGCUCGAGGUGCCGGAGGGCAAGAUCGUGACGCUUCUGGGCACCAAUGGCGCCGGCAAGACGACGACGCUCAAGGCGGCCUCGAACCUGUUGCAACUCGAAAACGGCCAGAUCGGCGACGGACGCAUCAUCUUUCGCGGCCAGUCCACAAAGGGCGUGCCGCCGGACAAGCUCGUCCAGCGCGGCAUGUUCCACGUCCGCGAGGGGCGGCACAUCUUCACCGAGAUGACCGUCGACGACAAUCUGAUCGCCGCCUCCUAUGCGCUGGACGGGUCGAGCCGGAAGCCCGACUAUGACAAGGUUUACGACUUCUUCCCGCGGCUGCGUGAGCGGCGCGGCCAGAUCGCCGGCUAUCUGUCCGGCGGCGAACAGCAGAUGCUGGCAUUCGGGCGCGCGAUGAUCGCCCAGCCGCGCCUGAUCCUGAUGGACGAACCCUCGCUUGGGCUUGCGCCGAAGAUCGUCGAGGAGAUCUUUUCGACCAUCAGGCGACUCAAUGAAGAGGACGGCGCAUCGAUCCUGCUGGUCGAACAGAAUGCCGGCGUCGCCUUCCAGGUCGCCGACUAUGGCUACAUCAUGGAAAGCGGGCAGAUCGUGCUCGAGGGCCCGGUCGCCAAGCUGAAGGAAGACCCCGACAUUCGCAGCUUCUAUCUGGGCGUUGCCGAGCGGGGCACCGGGCGCCAGAGCUUUCGCGAAGACGAAGCGAUGCGCUACGACGUCUCCACAUUCGCCGACAAGGGCUUCCGGCCGCUGGUUGCCAUCGUGUCCGAACAUGCCCGGUCCCACCCGGACGCCGUCGCCAUGCGCCAGAAACGCCACGGCAUCUGGAACGAGAUGACAUGGGCCGGCCUUGAAACGACGAUGCACGCCAUGGCCGCGGCGCUGAUCGAUCUGGGUGUCGGCAACGGCACCCAUGUCGGCAUCCUGUCUGAGAACCGCCGCGAAUGGGUGCUGGCGCAAUUGGGCAUCAACGCCGCAGGCGGUACCGUCGUCGGCAUGUAUCCGACGAGCCCCGCCGCCGAGAUCGAACAUCUGGUCAACGCGUCGGACACCGAGAUCCUGUUCAUCGAGGAUCAGGAACAGCUCGACAAGAUCAUCGAACUGCGCGGCAAGCUGCCAAGACUGCGCAAGCUCGUCAUCUUCGAACCCAAGGGCACGCAGCACGAGACCGAACUGGGCCUGAUCAGCUUCGACGCGCUUCUGGAAGCCGGCCAUGCCUCGAUCGCCGACCAUGGCGCCGAGAUCGAUGCCCGCAAGGCGUCGAUCCGGCCCGACCAGACCGCCAUGAUGGUCUUCACGUCCGGCUCGACGGGCCUGCCCAAGGCGGCCGAGAUCAGCCACAGCAACCUUUAUGUGGCCAGCACGCAGGCGGCCAAGAUCUUUGCCGGCUUCUCGCCGGGCACCAACAUUUUGAGCUAUCUGCCGCUGUGCCACAUCGCCGAGCAAAACAUGACGGUGAUCAACGCGCUUACCGGCCAGUUCGUCAUGAAUUUCGGCGAAUCCCUGCGCACGAUCACGCUCGAUCUGCGCGAUGUCGCCCCGCAGAUCUUUUUCGGCGUGCCGCGCAUCUGGGAGAAGAUGCAGGCGGGCGUGAUGGUCCAGGCCAACACGUCCGGCCGGGUCCGCCGGGCGCUCACGAUGGCGGCGCUGGCCUCGGCGAAAAAGCGCGGCGACACGCCGCGCCGCGACUGGUCGUUGGCCCAGCGCCUGGAGAACGCCUUCUGGGACGUGCUCGUCUACCGCCACAUCCGCAGCUAUCUCGGCCUCAGCCGCUGCCGUUUCGCGAUCACCGCGGCAGCGCCCAUCUCGGUCGAUCUCGUGCAUUUCCUGCGCGGCAUCGGCGUCAAUGUGCGCGAGAUUUGGGGCAUGACGGAAACCACCGGUGCGGCCAGCGUCCAGCCCGACUGGGGCGGCAGCGAAGGCCGCGUCGGCUUCUUCCUGCCGGAGGUGCAAUGGCAGAUCGCCGACGAUGGCGAACUGCUGGUCAAGUCGGGCCUCGUCUUCAAGGGCUAUUACAACAAUCCCGAGGCAACGUCGGAGACCAUCACCGAUGGCUGGCUGCACACGGGCGAUGUCGCGGAAGCCGCGCCCGACGGCUCGAUCUCCAUCGUCGACCGCAAGAAGGACAUCAUGAUCAACGCGGCGGGCAAGAACUUGGCGCCGUCGCUGAUCGAGAACACGAUGAAGGCCUCACCCUUCAUCAAGGAAUGCAUCGUCAUCGCCGACCGGCGGCCCUAUGCCGUCGCGCUGAUCCAGCUCGACAUGGACACGGUGCGCCUGUGGGCUGAAUCGAAAGGCAUCGCUUACACAACGUUCCGUUCGCUGGCUGAAAACGCCGACGUCAAGGCGCUGAUCGACCGCGAAGUCGACAAGCAGAACCAGCUUCUGGCGCGCGUCGAGCAGGUCAAGAAGGUCUGGCUUUUGCCCAAGGAACUCGAUCAUGACGAUGGCGAGGUCACCGCGACCAUGAAGGUGCGCCGCGCCAAGAUCUACGAUUUCUACGGCACCGAGAUCGAGGCGCUCUACGACAAGGCGCCGGCGAACUGA